UAUAGGCUGUAAAUAGCAACUUUUUAUAAACGGAGAGGACAAUGAACGCCACAAUCAAGCAGCCAGAUGUUUCUCUUUACUAAAUGAAGGUAGAUUUGAAGCUGCUAACUCACCAUGGAGAGAUUUGUAGCUGAUCUGUUUCUGCUCCUGCUGAUUUCCACAGGACAAGUUUAUGGAGUGUCAUUCUAUGGUGAUGGCUACAUUCACCUGCGGACAGUGGAGGCCUCCAUUCAGACGGUCCUCCAUGUUCGUUUUCGAACCUCGAGUCAGACGGGACUUCUGUUUUUGGCAGCUGGACGCACAGACUUCCUUCUGCUGGAGCUGAUAUCUGGGCGCCUGCAGGUACGUCUGGACCUCGGAUCAGGUGAGCGCUCAUUAAGAUCAGAGAAGGGUGUGCAUCUGAGUGACCUGGCAUGGCACUACAUGGAGCUGAUCCACGACCACCAUACUGUAAACAUGACCGUGGACCGGAACUCUCAUACCAGCCUCCGAAUGCCAGGACCAGAUCUGAAGCUUAAUGUAGAGGAUGGACUUUUCCUUGGCGGUGCAGCAACAUUGAAGCACCCAAAUCUACUCAACAUUUCCACUGGGUUUAGAGGCUGCAUGGAUGAAGCUGUGUUCAAUGAACAUAACUUACUGUCAAGCCUUCGGCCUUAUUCUGGGUAUAAGACUGUCCACGAGGUUUCUUUGGGUUGUAGUGCACAGUUCUCUGCAACAGUUGAGGAUUCUGUCAGUUUAUUCAGCUCCAAAGCCUUUAUAUCGCUCCCACCAUGGGAAGUGCAACAGGAGGGUUUAUUUGAGUGUGAACUUCACCCCUCUGCAAGAGAAGAAGAUGGCAUGGUGCUGUUUAGCUCUGGAAACAAGGGAGGGUUUGCUGCCUUAGAGGUCAGAGAUGGUCACCUGUUGGCAACGCUAGGAAAUGAAAAUGGGAGCAAGACUGAGUUGCGCUCUCCAAAAGCUGUUUACAGCAACCACACCUGGUACCCCAUCAAGCUGCACCUGCUGCCCCACAGGAUCCAGCUGAAGGUGGGCGAGGAGCUGGUCCAGGCCAGCCUGAGUCUGGAGCUGCAGGUCAUCCCCCUUAAAGGACCUCUCUUUCUGGGAGGACUGAACAAAGAAGCCCAUUUAGAGGCAAGACGAGCUGGGCUAGUGUCUGAUGUACCUGGAAGGAAACUGGGUGGAGGAGUGUCCUUCAAAGGCUGCCUCCGAAACAUUAGGUUAAACACUAAAAAAACAGGCCUACCUAACGCUGCCAUCACCAAGGACAUCACUGUGGGCUGUAUGAUAGCGCAAACUCCAGAUGCAGUGACCACCACCAGCCCAUCAGAUCACCAUGAGAUUGAUGUCACAACUACGCAACCAACUACUACCAACAAGAAGAAUCCUAACUUCUUGUUGCUGAGGAGGCUGGAGGUCGUGGAGGGAGGCCGGGCACCACUUGAGCCCAAACACAUGAGGGUGAAUCUGGAUUUUCAGAAAUUGGGCAUUCAUCCAGCCCAGUUGAUGUUCCGCAUUGAGGGGCAGCCUGCUCAUGGCCAGCUGAGGCUGGACCUGAGUCCAGACUCUGAUUGGAUUCUAGGUGAGGCACAGGAGGAGAGGACUAUCACAAGAGGAGUUGAAGAGUUAGACCAGACUUUCAGUAUGCUUGACCUGUGGCAGGGCCGGGUGAUGUAUGUUCACAGUGGGACAGAGGAGCAGCAUGACUUCUUCAUGUUUUCAGUCUUCUCCAACAAUAAGAAGAAGCUCCCUGUGUUUCUGAAGGGAAACCGCCUUCACCGGUUUGAUAUCAACAUCAGUCCUGUUAACGAUGCGCCGGUGCUCAGUCUGCCGGAAGGAAAUCUCAUCACAGUGUUGGAGAAGUCCAAACGACAGCUGAAAACAGAUAUGCUGAGAGUUUCAGACCCAGACAGCGGUCCUGAAGAGCUGAUGUUCAGCUCCAUGGGAAAUCUCAACUCUGAGGCUGGACACCUUGAGCACCAGGAUUACCCUGGCAGGGCCAUUAAUUUGUUCUCUCUCAAUGAUCUUGAGGAGGGUAAGAUCAGCUUUGUCCACACUGGCAUCCCUACUUCCAGGCUUGCACUCAGGGUGAGCGAUGGUGGGAAGUUCAGCAACACAGUUGUUUUAAGAAUUAUGGCAGUGCCGCUGGAGCACAGACUAGUCAACAACACCGGACUGGAGGUGAACCAAGGCGAAGCCUCCAUCAUCACAACCGUCAACCUUGCUGUAGAGGUGAAUGUGGCUGAUCAGACAGUGGAAAUCCGGUAUGACAUUACAGAGCUGCCACAAUAUGGUGCGCUCCAACGUUUGCACUCAACUGGCGAGUGGAAACCAACAACCUUCUUCUCUCAAAACCUGUUAAAGAAAGAAAGGAUCAGAUAUGUCAGCACUUACCGUGGUCUCCAUGCUCAUAACAACAUCACUGAUCAGUUUAAGUGUAAAAUCACUGUUGGUGCCAUGGCGACUGAGGAGGUUGUAUUCCCAAUUGUGGUACGCUGCAUCCACUUUAAGGUCACACGCAGCAAGCUAGAGGUCUACGGUGUCCUGAGUACCACUGUCACACCUGAAGACCUUCAUGUGAUUUCUAAGGGUGCCAAACUCACUGAGAGUGACCUGAACUUCAGGCUCCUGACUUUACCAAAGAAAGGGCAGCUUUACCUGAGUAACAAAGUUCUAAAGCGAAAGUCAACCUUCAGCCAAAAGAACGUCACAGAUGGCUUAGUGAAGUACGAGCUGUUCAACAGGAUGCACUACGACACAAGAGACACGUUCAGCUUUCAGGUGUUUUCUACACACGCCAACUCAACGACGUAUGACUGUAGAAUCAAUAUUAAAGCCCAGCCGACAGCUGCUACAGUUUUAAACAAAGGCCUUUCAGUCCUGGAGGGAGGACAUGCUGUCAUCAGCAAAGAUAUUCUGUUCACUCACACGGCAGGAAACCAUGAAGUCCACUACAGCAUCACUGUGAGCCCCAGGCACGGACAGAUAAGGAAGAUCAACCUUUCCAACUCCACUUCCAUCAACGACAACAUCGUGACCUUCUCGAAUCAAGAUAUUAUUGAGGAGAGGAUCAUGUACGUUCACGACGACAGCGAGACCAAACAGGAUUCCUUCACUUUUGGAAUUGCUGUUUACAAACCACACAGACACCACAGUAAGAAAGAGAACAGAACCACAGGGGAACACACCUUCAAUAUUUCUGUGCAGCUUGUCAAUGAUCAGAGACCAGUCAGGGUUGUGGAUAAAGUUUUCCAUGUGGCUCGUUACGGACAGAGGUUGGUCACAUUGAAUGACCUCCGUUACCGGGACGAUGACUCAGACUUUGAGGAGAGCUGGUUGGUAUACACACGUAGGGGGAUUCCAAUGGGAGAGCUGGUGCUGGCCAGUAAUCCGAACCACAAGGUGUACGAGUUCACACAGCGGGACCUUGAGCAGAACAAGGUGCUGUUUGUCCACAGAGGAGUGAGUUUUGGGCGGUUUGUGCUUUUCGUGUCAGAUGGGAAACAUUAUGUUUCAACACUCAUGGAGGUGACCGCCCAGGAUCCUUACCUUAAGGCUGAGAACAACACAGGCCUCACAGUCCAAAGAGGAGGGCGCACAACCUUCACCUCUGCUAACCUCAGCGUCUUCAGCAACCUUGACAUCCGAGACCCACGAGAAGUGACAUUUGAGGUCUUCCUUCCACCUAAACAUGGUGCACUUUGCUUCAGAGACAAUGGAAAAUGUGAUACUGUAACAGAAACAGUCCAAAUCUUCACCCAGCGAGAUUUGGUGGAAGGGCGCUUGGGGUAUCAACAUGAUGGAAGUCAUGAGUUAACAGAUGGGUUUAAUGUGACUGCAAGAGCCAGGGAGAGGAGCACGGAGAGGCGCACUGAGAGGGGGAGGAGGGAGGUGCACUUGGACAUUGGAGUGCUGGUAAAAGUCUACCUGAAGAGUCACCACAAGGCACCGCUGGUCAUAAAUAACCGUCCAGUUGUGGUGACGGAGGGAAAGAACGUCUCAAUAAGCAGGCAGGACUUAGAGGUGGUUCAUGAGGACAGCAAGCCCUCAGAGAUCACAUUCACGGUCCAAAGUCCUCCCACUCAGGGUGCCCUUCAGAAGUCUUCCCCCACUGGCAAUCAACAGUACUACAAUGAAGAACAGAAGUUCUUCUAUCAAGGCAUUGGAGAGCAGACAGCAAACUCCUUCACCCAGGAGGAUCUCAACCAGGGAUUGAUCAUCUACAAUAAUUGGGCUACAGGAAGCACCAAUGACUCUGUCCUGUUGGAGGCAACCAAUGGGAUCACAAAGGUCGGUCCAAUCAGGCUAGAGAUCGACAUCAUCCCUAUCUUAAUUCCUUUACUGGUGUCUGAUUUGACCCUUGAUGAGGGGUCAUCUCUGCCGCUGACCCCUGAUGCCAUCAAGGUCACCAAUCCUCACUUCUCAGGGAUGAACUUCCUGUACCAGGUCAUCAUUCCACCGCGACACGGACACUUGGAGCACAGCCGGAUCCCAGGAAUGCCCAUCACUGCCUUCACUCACACUGAGGUAAAAAGUGAGUACAUCUCCUACAUCCAUGAUGGCAGCGAGACACAGAGGGACAACUUUAGCAUUGUGGCAAACCAGACGGAAGUCAGGAAGCACAGUCUGCCCUGCACCGUUCACAUCCAUGUCAUACCUGUCAAUGAUGAGACCCCUGUAGUUACAACCAACAAGGGUUUGAAGGUGUGGGUUGGCUCACUGACAGAGAUCACCCCAGAUGAGCUCAGUGCAGAGGACUGGGACACUCUGCCCGAGACGCUGGAGUUCAUCAUCACACCACCCAGUAAUGGCCACCUGGCUCUGAAGAGUGCGCCCUCCAGACAGAUCCUGAACUUCACUCAGAAUCAUAUUCAAACUGGACAGCUUGUGUUUGUGCACAGUGGGGCUCUGUCGGGUGGAUUUCAAUUUCAAGUGAAUGAUGGUGUGAACUUUGCGCCUCGCCAGAUCUUCAGCACAACUGCUCACUCUCUGGUCCUCACUCUGCAGAGAAAUCAUCAGUUGGAGGUCUACCCAGGCUCGACGACACCAAUCUCUAAGCAGGAGCUUCAGGCUGUAACUAAUGAUGUCAUCGACAUCAGAAGAAACCACUCUGUGGUGUUUGAAGUGACCGCUCUUCCUAAACUUGGUCGCCUGGUCCAGCGUUUGCCCAACAACUCCACGCAAAACAUUUCCACUUUCACACAAAGCAUGGUGAAUGAUGGAGUUAUCUUGUAUGAUCAGAACAAGCCACAGUCAGUGGGAUGGUCAGCUUUGGACUCUUUCUCUUUCACCGUAUCCUCUCCUCCUUCUUUUCUUCCUCCGCACACCUUUACCAUCUUAAUUUCCUAUCAGGCCAACAAACAUCACUACAACCCUCAAUACAAGACCAGACUACUGAACAACACAGGUGCUGUAGUUGCCGAGGGAGGCAGGGUGAUGAUUGACAGGACUAAACUUGAUGCUUCUAACCUCCUUGGCCAAGUUCCUGAGUCCCUUCGCAAAGAACAUUGGAUCAUGUACCGUGUGAUCUCCCUGCCGCGUCAUGGGGCUCUGUCCAUACAUGGACACAACCUCACCAGGAACAAACCAGAUUUUUCCCAAGUCACCCUGAACAAAUUCGGCAUCACCUACAUCCAUGAUGACUCAGAGACAACAAGUGACAGCUUUACUCUCCGUGCCUGGGUGGCUCCUUUGGAUUUCUCCUCCUCUUCCUCCUCCUCCUCCUCCCAGUCUGACAGCCUGGCUGUGACGGAAACAUUUAACAUCACCGUGACACCGGUUAACGACCAGCCGCCACUUAUCAGGAGCAGAAACCCGAGGAUGAAAGUUGUAGUUGGAGAGAGCGUUGUGAUUGGGCCAGAAUAUCUGCAGGUUGAAGAUCAUGACACCCCUCCAGAGGAGCUGCACUACCUUGUGAUCAGCAAGCCGGACAACGGGUACCUGACGCUGGGAGAGAGACUGGAGCCAGUGACCUCCUUCACCCAGUAUGAUGUCAACCAUGGCAGGCUGCACUUUAUACAGCAGGGCGAGCCCUCCUCUGGUGUUUUCUACUUCAAUGUUACAGACGGUCAUCAUCGUCCACUCUACAAACUGUUUAGUCUGGAGGUGAUUAAGCCUUCCGUCUCCAUUGUGAACAACACUGGCCUGUCACUGGUCCAAGGCAAGACCGCUGUGAUCCUAACAACCUAUCAGCUUGCUGCUCAAACCAAUGGCCGCAGCCGGGCCAACAUCACCUACACGGUCACCAAACACCCACGCCACGGACGCAUCGCUAUUAACGACCAGGAAGUGACCACCUUCUGGCACGAGGAUCUGCAGUUUGGUCGUGUUGUUUACCACAUGACUGAACUCAGCGAAUCAGAAGACGAAUUCCAGAUCUCAGUGUCAGCAUGGUCUCAUGGUGGGGACUAUGGAAAUGUCACAGCACAGGUGAAGGUAACGGUGCAGCCUCUGAUUCACCUGAGGGAGCAGGUCAGAGUGCCCAGUGGUGUUGCUGUGAAACUGGGGAAAGCCAUGAUUGAUGCGUCUGAGCUGGCAAGGAUCAGCCGAGCAGACCCGGUCUUUGAGGUUCUGUCUCCACCGAAACAUGGAAAACUAGUUAAGAUCACCUAUGACCCUAACCAAGCAUCGGAGGUCGUGAAGUCAUUUACCUUCAGAGAUGUGGUACAAGGCCGGGUGGCCAUUGAGGAGACCCUGAGUGACCGUUACAGCCACCGCCGUGAGAACAAAUCAGGACUUACAACAGCUCGAGGUCACGCCCCCGCCACACCUCUCAAUGAUUCCUUCAUCUUCCUCCUGAAGGCCGGAGAUGUCCAACCAGCAAAGGGCGAGCUUCACUUCACCAUCUUUCCCCACCACCAGAUGCGUCAUGGUCCGAGUACUUCAAAUAGUGCAGAUCAUGUACACAUGACAACCCGCUUCCCAACACAUAAUAGAACAACCUCUGCAGGAGGAAGAGGAGUUGGGCGAGGGGAUUCCACGCCUCAAGGAGAGGUGAGGGUGGGUGUUUCACCUCACGUUUUCACACCAAGGAACCAUAACAGGACUCUACACAAGCUGAGAAAUCACAACCGCUGGGGGAACAACACACGCAGUGGGAAUAGAUCAGGGAUUGGCGCAGAGGGAGCAGGAGCGGAUCACAGUCAUGCCCCGCAACCCAAUACUCCUUCUGUCUCACACAAACAUGGUCCAGCAAACCCACCUGACACCCAGCUGGUGUACGUCGAGGUCCUCCCUCGUCCCUCCUCUGACCCUCUCCUCAUUAUCCUGCCACUGUUGGCCUGUUUGCUCCUCAUUGUAAUCCUUAUAGUCCUAAUUCUUGUGUUCCGCCGCCGUAAGGAGAAACAGGCUCGGCUGCGCCUGCUCCAGCAGCUUGCUGCAGUGACAUUACCAACUGAAGGAAGCCCUUACCUCGGCCAGGCUGAGCGGAGCGUGGCUAUGCCCUCCGUGGUGGUCACUCCACUUGGCCCUGCAAGCUGCCCUACCUCACCUAGGGUACCCAUAACCCCAAGAAGAAGGAGUCUGGCCCCUGGAAUGACCUUCUGGGGGCCAAUGGACGCUGAAGAAAUAGCUGACGAUGGGUAUAUUAUAGGUGGUAACAGUAUAGAAAGAGAUAAUGUUUCUCUUGGUUCAGCAGUGCCAUCUGCUUCUACUGGAUAUAAGACCUCUCUUGGAUCGAAGUGCUCUACUCCAACUCUUAAACACUACCAGUACUGGGUUUGAUGGAAGCAGUUCAAGGAAAAACCUUGCUUUAGAAAUGUAUUUUGUGUGCAAAGGGUAUAAAUGGCAUCUGCGCAAAUUCCUUAGUCAUCUGUGAAACAUCCGACCUGCUGUAACCUUUUAUUAGAGAGGAUAAAAUGAUGCAUUUUGCUGGAG
Messenger RNA from Notolabrus celidotus (New Zealand spotty), 7872 nucleotides. Its product is annotated as chondroitin sulfate proteoglycan 4-like. Bases 115 to 7719 code for a protein of 2534 amino acids. The transcript is spliced from 23 exons. NCBI's taxonomy places the organism in Eukaryota, Metazoa, Chordata, Actinopteri, Labriformes, Labridae. The record is from RefSeq and is a predicted model, not a curated record.